AUGGCAGACAAGAAACUCCUCGUCGUGCUUGGGGCGACUGGAAAGCAGGGUGGUUCGGUUAUCAACUCCAUCCUCGGCGAUGAGAAGGCCGCAGCGCAGUUCUCUAUCCGUGCAAUUACAAGAGAUCCAUCGAAGCAAUCUGCCCAGGCUCUGGCUAAACGAGGGGUUGAGUGUGUCAAGGCGGAUCUCAACAGUAAAGAAUCUCUCAUCGAAGCUUUCAAGGGCGCAUACGCUGUAUAUGCUGUCACCAAUUUCUGGGAGACAGGAAGCGCCGAGACGGAGAUUCGGCAGGGCAAGAAUAUCGCUGAUGCCGCUAAACUCACAGGAGUCUCUCACUUUGACUCCAAAGCUGCUGUGGAGGAAUAUAUUCGCAGCAUCGAUGUACCAGCCACGUUCUUCCUUCCUGGCUUCUACAUGUCCAAUAUCCCAGCUGGCACUCUAAACAACGUAUCCGGGGUAUAUAACUUUAGCAACCCGGUUCCAAAUAAUACCCCCAUUCCCCUUUUCGACAGCUACCGGGAUACCGGAAAAUUCGUCAAAGCCAUCUUGCUCAACCGGGAGAAAGUCCUUGGGAAGCAGAUAUAUGGAGCAACCGAUUACUAUACUCCAGACCGCAUUAUCGCCGAGUUUCAAGCUGUCAAGACGCAGGAUGGCCAGGGCGGCGCUGCUAUCCAUAUUCCGGACGAGGAUUUCAAGGGGAUCCUUGCCAUAGGCAACAUGUCGGAGAAAGCAAGGGAGGAGAUGCUUCAGAAUAUGCAACUAUUGUAUAUGUUUGGGUAUUAUGGUGGUGCAAGCCUGAAGGAGAGUCUUGACCUUCUUGACGAGGCCCCGACCACCUGGAAAAAAUUCGUCGAACAGGAACCUGCUUGGGCUCAUUUGAAGUAA
This is a messenger RNA of Trichophyton benhamiae CBS 112371, 885 nucleotides long. Its product is annotated as NmrA family transcriptional regulator, putative. The transcript is spliced from 4 exons. The record is from RefSeq and is a predicted model, not a curated record. The coding region runs from base 1 to 885 and encodes 294 amino acids. Lineage: Eukaryota; Fungi; Ascomycota; Eurotiomycetes; Onygenales; Arthrodermataceae.